AUUAGUGGGUGUGUGUUGUCUUCCCCCCUCAUUCAGUGCGACGUUUUAUUAAAGUUGUAAGAUGGCGACGGUGCAUCUGAGGAUCGGGGACCUAGUGUGGGGGAAGCUUGGUCGUUACCCACCAUGGCCAGGAAAGAUAGUGAGCCCUCCGAAGGACCUGAAGAAGCCUAGGGGCAAAAAAUGCCAUUUUGUGAAAUUCUUUGGGACUGAAGACCAUGCCUGGAUCAAAGUAGAACAGCUGAAGCCCUACCACGCCCACAAAGAGGAGAUGAUCAAGAUAAAUAAAGGAAAGCGCUUCCAGCAGGCGGUGGAUGCGGUGGAAGACUUCCUCAAGAAAGCAAAGGGGAAAGAGCAGAACUCAGACGGCAAAGGAGACUCAAAAGGAAAGAAGACGCCCAACAAGCCGCUGAAAAUACUGGAGGAGGACGAUGAGGAUCUCAGUGCCCUGAAGGACCCCUCUGAGAAGGACUUAACUGACUCUGACCCCGAGCCAUCCACUAUUGAGAGGCUGGGGGCUGGACCUGGCUCAGGAUUCAAAUGGGAAAGCAGUCCUGUGAAGGAUGACCCACAUUUCCAUCACUUCCUACUUAGCCAGUCUGAGAAGCCAGCCUCAUCUAUGGAACCCAUUAGCAAGCGCCUGAAGAUUGUGGAGGAGGUCACAGGGUCAACAUCUAUCCAAGCAGCAGACAGCACAGCCAUCAAUGGUAGCAUCACGCCCACAGAUAAAAGGAUAGGCUUCCUGGGUCUGGGGCUGAUGGGUAGCGGUAUAGUCUCCAACCUGCUGAAAAUGGGUCACAUUGUCACAGUGUGGAAUCGCACAGCAGAAAAGUGUGACCUGUUCAUCCAGGAGGGUGCCAGGUUAGGCCGGACUCCUGCCGAGGUGGCGUCCAUGUGCGACAUCACUUUCUCCUGCGUCUCUGACCCGAAGGCUGCCAGGGAUUUGGUGUUGGGACCCAGUGGGGUGCUGCAAGGAAUCAGACCAGGCAAAUGCUACGUAGAGAUGUCCACUGUAGACCCAGAGACCAUCACAGAACUCUCACAGGUGAUCACGUCGCGGGGCGGCCGUUUCCUGGAGGCUCCGGUGGCGGGAAGCCAGCAGCUCUCCAAUGACGGGAUGCUGGUCAUCCUGGCAGCUGGCGACAGAACGGUCUACGAGGACUGCAGCAGCUGCUUCCAGGCCAUGGGCAAGACCUCCUUCUUCCUGGGUGAGGCAGGAAAUGCAGCGAGGAUGAUGCUGAUCCUCAACAUGGUGCAGGGCAGCUUCAUGGCCACCAUUGCAGAGGGGCUUACUCUGGCCCAGGCCACUGGCCAAUCACAGCAGACCUUCCUGGACAUCCUGUGCCAGGGCCAGAUGGCGAGCACCUUUGUGGACCAGAAAUGCCAAAAUAUUUUACAGGGCAACUUUAAGCCAGACUACUAUUUGAAACAUAUUCAGAAGGAUCUGAGGCUAGCCAUCUCCAUGGGCGACAUGGCCAACCAUCCAACCCCAAUGGCUGCAGCUGCCAAUGAGGUUUACAAGAGGGCUAAGGCACUGGACCAGUCAGACAAUGAUAUUUCUGCAGUCUACAGAGCCUACAUUCACUAGAGCGGGGGUGUGACCUAUCCUCUGGACCACACAGUCUUUAAUCCCUUCUUAUUUCACCCUCAUCAUUUACUGAGUGUUUUUAUUUGAAAUUCUAGUUCUUUUUUUUUUCUUUUUCUUCCUUUCUUCGUUGCCCCAGCGCCAGACGUGUUACUUACCUACAAGUCAUGGGAUGUAAUUCCUUUUUUUUUUUUUUUUUCUUCUUCUUCAAAGAGGCAACCCUGAGCAUUGUAUUGUAUUGACUGUAACUGGGGGAAGAUUCACUGUAAGAGUGCUCCAAACGAGGUUGUACUACUGCACUGCUGCGGCAGUUUGCUGUGGGGUUGGGGGAUGGGGGUCAGUUUGUCUGGUUUGUGACAACUCAAAAAAAAACAAAAAAAAACAAAACGUAGGUAGGAGUAAAGCAGGGUGUUUGGUGAGGAUGCAGGGUCCAGUGCUACUGUGAAGAGCAGGGUGUCCGACUCAAUCCAGAGAAAAUGCUCGUCAGGCUUUUGUGGAUGCAGAAACCCCGAAAGAGUUUUUUUUUUUUUUUUUUUUCAUGUGCAAAUGAAGAGUUUAUUUAAUUGAGUGUGAUAUUUGCUUUUCUUUUUCUUUUUAUUUCUUUUUAAUGUUCAGAUUUCCAUGAGAGAAAAAAAACACCAAGAACAUGCCACUGCAUUGCCUUAAUAUUGUAACCCCUCAAGUCUUUCAAUAAUAGAUGUAUUUAUUUAUA
Molecule: messenger RNA, 2294 nt
Organism: Toxotes jaculatrix (banded archerfish)
Lineage: Eukaryota; Metazoa; Chordata; Actinopteri; Toxotidae
Gene: glyr1
Product: glyoxylate reductase 1 homolog (Arabidopsis)
Exons: 16
Coding region: 62-1585 (507 amino acids)
Molecular function (GO): oxidoreductase activity, acting on the CH-OH group of donors, NAD or NADP as acceptor; NADP binding; NAD binding
Source: RefSeq, a predicted model, not a curated record